AUGCGGCAGUCUAUCGAUUUUUCCGGCAAAGGGACCAGUACAUCGGUGACCAGUUUACCAGUCGACUCUGUGUUCCGCAAGAUUUUUUUAAAAAACGCUACCGAGUUGCUCAUUUAUGACGUGGCAGCUGGCGAGAAGCCUUCGUACGGAGAAUGUGCAAUUGAGGAUUGGAAUAAUGUGACAAGUGAUGCAAUUGAAAACGAGGAGCUACACAAAAAAUGGGCCGCGCGGGGCACUGGAAACAUGGUGAGCUAUAGACUAGAAUAACUACAUUCCAUUUCAUUCAAUCUUUCAGCCGAAUCUCGCAGAAGGCGAAUUGCGUGUCGUCUCGGCGUUCGUUUAUAAAACAGAGAUUGUAGUGACGACAACCGCCGAGAACAGAUUCGGGUGAGCAACUUUUUUGAAAGCAUCAUGUUAUGUACACAAAUGUUUUUCAGAAAAACAGUCUAUUGCCGUUACUUUGACUGCAAUCGAGUGGAGAUUCCGAACUCGACGUUCCAAUCCUACAUGUUCCCGAUGACUUCUGCCUAUUGUGGACGGCGGGCCGGAGCCAAGUUCGUUGGACUGACGGAGGACCGUUAUGCGGAGGCAAUCGACCCGGCGCCAAUCACAUUCAGAAUAUAUGAAAGUAUGAAGCUGUUUAACCAACUUUCGAGAGAAACUAAGUGGAUUUCAAUUCAGAACCAGUGCACGAAAUAGCGGUUUGUGUUGGACCGAUCUAUGGAAAGGAGAGCAGAUGGCUGGAGAUCGUGGAGACCACUGAACAUCACAUGCUUUUGGUAGAUCACGACAAUAUAGUGUCUGCUCAAAAUACGAUCUUAUUCAGGGAAUCCAAUACUUUUAUCACACAGUUUUCGAUGAGAUGGAUUCGUACACCAGAAAGUUGUUGGAUGAGUAUCAGAGGUUGGGGACCGCAGAAGUGACAGUGAUACAGACCGAGUACAAAUUGAUGGAUUGGAUGUUUCACAUGAUGCAGAUUAAUGUAGGCUUAACAUCCUUACUUUUGCCGACAUUUCUUGCCUUCUCAGGACUGUUUCUAUCGUGCCCGUCAUCACUCCAAAUGGAUUCUCAACGUGGACAUCGACGAGAGACUCGUCAUGCAUCGGAUGCCUCUUCUUUCUUACCUCCGAACUGUCGACGACAACAUCGGGGAGAUCAGUUUUGCGGCCGGCAAGAUCCAAAGAAAUCGAGAGUUGCCGAAAGAGUACACGGACACCGAUUCCCUCUACGAACAACUUCUGUUCCUCAACAGCAAUACCACUGCUCAGACGAUGUACAUGGGAAUGAAAGCAUUGAUUCGACCUGACAUGUGAGAAUUCCCCCAUACUCUGUAAACUCUUAAACUUUUCCAGAACUGACGCCCUCUUCUAUCACUGGACUUGGGCUCAAAAGCCGGGCGUGCGUAUAAUCACUGCUUCGAAGAAGUUGGGGUACAUCCGUCAUUACCGUACCACUCUACCCAGUCUGGUUCGAACUUGGAUAAGGCACGAGCUCAAGUUCAAGACGACUCGACUCAAUGCAAGCUUUGAGGAGAAACUCUCGAAUGCUAUUAUCAAGAGAGUGAAGCGAGUCUAUGAGAAGAGACCGAUUUUCUGUGAGGAGAUUCCAGAGAACCUCCUGAAGGCUUUCACCAAAGACAACUAUCAUUGUGAAUGGAAGAACAACGGCACUGCUUUCGGGGCUUAA
Molecule: messenger RNA, 1686 nt
Organism: Caenorhabditis sp. 36 PRJEB53466
Lineage: Eukaryota; Metazoa; Nematoda; Chromadorea; Rhabditida; Rhabditidae
Source: the annotation of a GenBank genome assembly